This is a messenger RNA of Brassicogethes aeneus, 2877 nucleotides long. The record is from the annotation of a GenBank genome assembly. Lineage: Eukaryota; Metazoa; Arthropoda; Insecta; Coleoptera; Nitidulidae.
AUGACUGCCGUGCAAAGGGCGGGCUCUGUAGGACCUGUUAAGAUGGGCGUGUAUCAGCAUCACCAACAAAAUUUCUUCCUGGAUUCACCCAGCAUAUCCAGUGCAAGACCUAUGCAGAAUAACAACUACAUCUUCAGUAAUGAUAAUUCUAUGAACAACAUAUCGGAAUUUUACAAGGACACCAAAGUUUUCAUCACGGGUGCCACUGGUUUUGUCGGGAAAGCCCUAGUGGAAAAAUUAUUAAGGACUUGCACUGAUUUGAAUUCAAUUUACUUGCUGAUGAGACCCAAGAGGGGUAUGGCAACUGAACAUAGGUUGAAGGAGCUUUUUAAAAACCCGGUCUUUAACAGGGUAAGAGAAAAGGAUCCCUUGGUGUUUGACAAAGUCAAAAUAAUAAAUGGGGAUGUUUCAAUGGCAAAUUUGGGGAUUUCAGAGACGGAUUUAACAUUUUUAAAGGACCAAAUGAACAUAGUAUUUCAUUCAGCAGCAACAGUGAAAUUCAACGAAGACUUAAAGAGUGCUGUGACAUUGAAUACCUUAGGAACCAAAAGAGUAGUAGAAUUGUGCAAGGAGAUGAAAGAAUUGAAGAGUUUCGUUCACGUGUCUACGGCCUUCAGCAAUUCGGACAAGGAAACAAUUGAGGAGACGGUGUAUAAGCCGGAAGUUGACCCGGAAGCUAUCAUGAGUUGUAUCGAUAUUUUACCAGAUAAGGCUAUAGAGGAGUUGUCCAAAAAAAUAUUGGGUAAACAUCCAAAUACUUACACUUUAACCAAAGCGAUGGCUGAAUAUGUCGUAUCAGAAAACUCUUCAGUGAUACCAACGUGUGUUGUCAGACCCUCUAUAAGUCUCUUUAAUAUCGAACAACUUGUAGUGUCACACCAAAGCAAAGGACUACCUGAGCUUAUAUACUCUUCAUUUACUGCAGCAUGGAAAGAACCCUAUCCAGGUUGGGUAGACAAUGUUAGUGGUAUUACUGGAAUUUUGAUGGAAUGUGCCAGGGGUACCAUAAAAUCGAUUAUUUGCGAUGACAAAUGUAAGAUGGACCUUAUACCAGUCGAUAUAGUAGUUAACACAAUUAUCACUGCAGCUUGGCAUACGGCUGCGUAUAGAUCAAAUCAAAUGAGGGUCUACAACUGCACCAGUAGCAAUAUAAACCCCAUAACAUGGAAAUAUUUCGGCGAGCUGACCCACAAAUAUUCCCUACAGUACCCCAGCAAAUACGUUACAUGGUAUCCAGGGUUUACCUACAGGACCAGCCGACUUAUGCACUUUCUGUGCGCAACCUUUUUCGUCACCAUACCUGCUAUGGCACUGGAUUGCAUCCUGUACUGCACGAAACAAAAACCAAUGAUGCUGAAAAUCAGCAACAAGUUCUACAACGCGCUGGAGGCGGGAAAAUUUUUCUCCUGCAACCAAUGGGAUUUCCAGGUGUGCCACAUGGAGGGCCUCGUCGACGCAGUGGCGUGCGCGGAGGAUGGUAAAAGUUUCGAAAUCGACAUGGGGCCUUCCACGGGCUUCGAAUGGGACCCAUACGUCAAGGAUUUUUUACUGGGGAUAAGACAGUACGUUCUAAAAGAUGACAUCAGCAGUUUGGAGAAGGCCAAAGUGAAAUUGAACAGAUGGUGGCUGGAGAUAUCCCACGUGGUGCGCACAUCAGUUUUCGUUCGAAUGCCAACGAAAUCGAACAGACCUUCUUGUGUGGAUUGUGAUCACGAUUUUAAUAUUAUCCAUGUCCCUGACGUCUACUUGACAAUGAAAAUGCUUGGGGGUACUGGAUUCUUAGGAAAAGUCUUGAUAGAAAAACUGUUAAGGUGUUGUGACGAAAUAGACACAAUUUAUUUAUUGUUAAGACCGAAACGGGGACUGGAUGUGGAACUAAGAUUGAAUGAUCUCAUUAAGGGACCAAUUUUUAAUAAUCUAAGAGAAUCAAACCCAAAAGCGUUAUACAAACUUCAAAUAGUAUAUGGAGACAUAUCCCUGCCAAAUUUAGGAUUAAACACCAAGGAUGCAAACAUUCUAAAGGAAAAUGUGGAUUUUGUUAUACAUUCAGCUGCCACAGUAAGUUUCACUGAAAAUCUAAAAACCUCCGUAACCUUAAACACUCUCGGGACCAAAAGAAUCAUGGAGUUGUGUAAAGAAAUGAAAAACUUGAAGAGUUUUGUGUAUGUUUCUACAGCCUAUAGCAACCCAUUUAGAAAAACGGUUAAGGAAGAAAUUUACGAGCAAAAAUACAACUACAACUCUGUUAUCAACUUGGUCGAAAACUUUUCGGAUGAAGAUGUAGAAUUGUUGACCAAAAAAAUCAUGGAUGAGCAUCCAAAUACAUACACCUUAACGAAAGCAAUGGCUGAACAAGUUGUCUCUGAAUAUUCCAGUAAUUUUUCAUGUUGUAUAGUAAGACCGGCUAUUAUUACAUCAUCAUGGAAGGAGCCAUAUGAAGGUUGGGUUGACAGUUACGUUGGUAUUACUGGGGUGUUCAUGGAGUGCAGUAGAGGAACGAUAAGUUCCGUGGUAUGCAACCCGGAAUGUCGCAUGGAUCUGAUUCCGGUCGAUAUGGUGGCCAACACUAUAAUCGCCGCUGCAUGGCAAACCGCUAUUAAUAAAAUGUUAAGGACUGGACGUAAAUUUUGGACAGCUAUGGACAAAAUAAAAUAUUUCACAACUCGAGAAUGGAAUUUUGAAACGAAAAACAUGGAAGAACUUGCCAAGGCUAUUAAAGCAAGUCCAGACAAUGAAAAGUUUGAUAUUGAUAUGACCCGUGCCAAUGGUUUUGAUUGGGAAAAAUAUAUUAAGAAAUAUAUUUUGGGUAUACGCGUAUUUUUACUAAAAGACGAGUUAAAAAGUUUGCCAAAGGCAAAGGCAAGAUUAACAUGGUAA